AUGAAUGAAAAUUUAACAGAUGAAUUUAAAUUUGGUUUAUGUACAAGUUGCAAUAAUCCAAAUGACGAUGUUGAUUGGUGCAAAAUCUGUAAUGCAGAGAGAUUUCCAAUAAUUGAAAUAACAGAUGAUGAUAACGAUGAUUAUAAUUUUUCAAGUAGUCAAAAAGUAUAUCUUCCCUUGAAUGUCGCAAUUAAAAAUUUAAAUGAUUCAUUAAAUAUUAGUGAAGACUUUUUAAAAGAGAUAGAAAAAGUUUUAGAGGUUUGGUACAAUGAUGAUAAAAUAAAAAAUAUGUUUGAUGAACUCGAUGAAAUAGGAAUACAAAAAUCUGAGGAUCCUGAUAAAAUCCACAAAAGCGCUAUUUAUACAAGCAAACGUCUCAAGUAUUCAGGCCUUCCUAACCCUGCGAACUCCGUUGAAAUUCCACCAUUUUGUAUUGAAGAAAUCAAAUGA
Molecule: messenger RNA, 450 nt
Organism: Dentiscutata erythropus
Lineage: Eukaryota; Fungi; Glomeromycota; Glomeromycetes; Diversisporales; Gigasporaceae
Source: the annotation of a GenBank genome assembly